GUUAAUGUCUGGUAAGAGAGAUGUGCAGGAUGGGAAAGGGUUGCGAACUAUGGAGCAGCUCGUCGGCCAUGCACCAGUAACCAAAAACGGAUCCAUCCUGCAUCUCUUCUCCCCUGAGGAAGGAGACAUUGACAUCUUAGAAAAUGGAAGGACCAUCGAUGAUUUCAUAGACCUUAAAAUCAAAGAGCUUUCCUCCGAGGAAAAUGAAGAGCCGUUCCUCGUGGCCAAUCUGGACAGUAUGUUUAAGAGGCACUUCAGGUGGCUGACCAACCUGCCUCGAGUCAAGCCUUUCUACGCCGUGAAAUGCAACAACACACCAGCGGUGGUGCAGAUGCUGCGCGCUCUGGACACCGGUUUCGACUGUGCGAGCAAGGGUGAGAUCGAGCUGGCCCUGUCUCUUGGAGUGUCACCAGACAAAAUCAUUUACGCCCAUACAACCAAACCUCUGUCCCACAUCAAGUACGCCUGCGCUCACGGAGUCAACAUGAUGACGUUUGAUAGUGAGGAUGAACUCCUGAAGAUCUCUCUCUGUCAUCCCAAAGCCAAGCUGGUGCUCCGCAUCGCAGUGGACGACUCCAAGUCUCUCUUGAGGCUCAAUUUAAAGUUCGGAGCCAAGCUGGAGAACGUCGGGAAGCUUCUGGAGCGAGCUCACGAGCUGGACCUGAACGUGAUGGGGGUCAGCUUCCACGUCGGCAGCGGCUGCACUGAAUGCGCGUCGUUCAAACAAGCGAUAGAAGACGCCCGGCAAGUCUUUGACAUCGCGAAAUUGAUGGGGUUCCAAAUGAGCCUCUUGGAUAUUGGUGGAGGUUUCUCUGGCAGAGAGGACUUCCAAGUGAAAUUUGAAGAGUUUUCGGAGGUCAUUAACGGAGCUCUGGAUAAAUACUUCCCCCCGGACAGCGGGGUGAAGAUCAUGGCCGAACCAGGCCGGUACUACGUGGAAUCGGCCUUCACGCUGGCGGCUAACGUCAUCGCCAGGAGAGUCAUCACAGACGAUAUCACAGAACUUUGCAAUGGAAAUGAAGACUGUCCCGACAAGAUGAUGAUGUAUUACCUUAACGAUGGCGUGUAUGGCUCCUUAAGUUGCCUCAUCAACGAUGCCGCCCACACUGCGGUCGAGCCGUACCUUCACCGGGCCGUGGACAGCAGCGAGCAGAGGUACCCCUCAGUCAUCUGGGGCCCGACCUGCGACUGCCUCGACAAAGUGACCGACAGCCACUGGUUCCCAGAGCUGCAUGUGGGGGACUGGCUCCUCAUCGACAACAUGGGCGCUUACUCCGUCAGCCUGACCACCGACUUCAACGGCUUUGAGCGCGCCCACAUUUACUCCGUCGUGAGCAACGACAUACUGCACGCCUUAAACCUCUCCCACACCUUUGAGAUCAUCCAGGACUGACCUGAACACACCUCUGCACGCUUUAAACCUCUCCCACACCUUUGAGAUCAUCCAGGACUGACCUGAACACACCUCUGCACGCUUUAAACCUCUCCCACACCUUCCAGAUCAUCCAGGACUGACCUGAACACACCUCUGCAUGCUUUAAACCUCUCCCCCACCUUCGAGAUCAUCCAGGACUGACCUGAACACACCUCUGCACGAUUUAAACCUCUCCCACACCUUUGAGAUCAUCCAGGACUGACCUGAACACACCUCUGCACGACUUAAACCUCUCCUACACCUUUGAGAUCAUCCAGGACUGACCUGAACACACUUCUGCACGCUUUAAACCUCUCCCCAACCUUCGAGAUCAUCCAGGACUGACCUGAACACACCUCUGCACGCUUUAAACCUCUCCCACACCUUUGAGAUCAUCCAGGACUGACCUGAACACACCUCUGCACGCCUUAAACCUCUCCCACACCUUCGAGAUCAUCCAGGACUGACCUGAACACACCUCUGCAUGCUUUAAACCUCUCCCACACCUUCAAGAUCAUCCAGGACUGACCUGAACACACCUCUGCACGCUUUAAACCUCUCCUACACCUUUGAGAUCAUCCAGGACUGACCUGAACACACCUCUGCACAUCUUAAACCUCUCCCACACCUACAAGAUCAUCCAGGACUGACCUGAACACACCUCUGCACGCUUUAAACCUCUCCAACACCUUUGAGAUCAUCCAGGACUGACCUGAACACACCUCUGCACGCUUUAAACCUCUCCAACACCUUUGAGAUCAUCCAGGACUGACCUGAACACACCUCUGCACGCUUUAAACCUCCCACACCUUUGAGAUCAUCCAGGACUGACCUGAACACACCUCUGCAUGCUUUAAACCUCUCCCACACCUUUGAGAUCAUCCAGGACUGACCUGAACACACCUCUGCACGCUUUAAACCUCUCCCACACCUUUGAGAUCAUCCAGGACUGACCUGAACACACCUCUGCACGCCUUAACCGUCUCCCACACCUUCCAGAUCUUUAAACCUCUCCCACACCUUC
Molecule: messenger RNA, 2438 nt
Organism: Notolabrus celidotus (New Zealand spotty)
Lineage: Eukaryota; Metazoa; Chordata; Actinopteri; Labriformes; Labridae
Product: ornithine decarboxylase-like
Exons: 10
Coding region: 5-1393 (462 amino acids)
Cellular component (GO): cytoplasm
Molecular function (GO): ornithine decarboxylase activity
Source: RefSeq, a predicted model, not a curated record